Meleagris gallopavo (turkey) is the source of this 1828-nucleotide messenger RNA. It is a transcript of the gene SLC30A1, whose product is annotated as solute carrier family 30 member 1. Lineage: Eukaryota; Metazoa; Chordata; Aves; Galliformes; Phasianidae. The record is from RefSeq and is a predicted model, not a curated record. Gene Ontology annotation, biological process: intracellular zinc ion homeostasis; detoxification of zinc ion; zinc ion transmembrane transport. Gene Ontology annotation, cellular component: membrane; endoplasmic reticulum; Golgi apparatus. Gene Ontology annotation, molecular function: calcium channel inhibitor activity; zinc ion transmembrane transporter activity.
AUGUCCGCCAAGGCCGAGCAAAGCCCCGGGGACGGGGAGGCCGCGCUGCACCGCGAGGAGACCAGCACCUUGGUGGAGAACUGCAGCGGCUCCAACGGGGUCAGCCAGGAGAAGCUGGGUGAUAUGAAGGACGACACAACAGACCUACAAGUGAAUGGGAACGCUGGGCAUUAUCCUCUGGACGUUGAAGAGGUUGAGGAAGACUCUAGCGCGCAGCUUAACAUGCGUGGAGUUUUUCUGCAUGUCUUUGGAGAUGCCUUAGGUUCAGUAAUUGUCGUAGUGAAUGCCUUGCUCUUUUAUGGUUUGUGGAAUCCGUGCCCCAAAGAUGGGCCCUGCUUUAAUCCGUGUGUCAAUAGCCAUUGCGUGGAGAAUGCUACUUUAUCCCAACCUCUUGGCAGUGUAAACAAGUCUGAGCAAGAGAGCAUUACGGUGGCUGGUCCAUGCUGGUUACUAUAUUUAGACCCUGUUCUUUGUUUGAUUAUGGUUUGUAUCCUCCUUUACACAACUUACCCGUUACUUAGGGAGUCGGCCCUUAUACUUCUGCAGACUGUUCCCAAACAAAUAGAUGUUCAUUCUUUGAACUCAAAAUUACGUACCCUUGAAGGAGUUGAAGCAGUGCAUGAAUUACACAUUUGGCAGCUAGCAGGCAGUAGGAUCAUUGGCACGGCUCACAUAAAGUGUCCUGACCCUUCCACGUACAUGAUGGUGGCAAAGCGCAUAAAAGAGAUCUUUCACGAUGAAGGGAUUCAUGCAACUACCAUCCAGCCCGAGUUUGCCAGCGUUGGCUCUGAAUCAGGGAGAGGGAAAUGCGAGUUUCCUUGCAGAACUCAGUGUGCUUUGAAGCAGUGUUGUGGAACAGUAGAAGAUAAUACUGGAAAGAAGACAGAAAAAUCUUCUUCGCUUAGUAUUUCUUGUUCAGAGGUUGUCAUUGAAUUUCCACAUAACAAAACUAGAAGGACUAAAUCGGAGAGCGUACCUGCAGUUAAGCUAGAGGCAAACACCGAUCAAAACGAGCAGUUUGAAUCAUCUUUGUAACUCCCUGAAUGGUGCUACCUGAGUUUUGGUGACUUUGACAACAGCUGUGUUGCAAGAGGAAGAGACAGAUGUUUGAGAUGCAAUUUUGCCAAGUAGUGUAAUUGCUGAGGUCCUUGUUCUUGUCAUAUUGCUAAAUCUAGAAUGCUUGUUCUAAAGAACAUGAUGUCACUGUCAUAUACAACGUUUCUGUUGACUUUGUACUGAGACAGACAGAAAGUGCACCGAUGCUGUAACAACUUCAGAAAACCAGUUUCAACAUUUCAGCUGAGACACUUUUUGUUGUGCUUCAAAUUAUUAUUAUUAUUUUUUUCAAUUAAAAGAUACUUGAGGGAUAAGCAUAUAGGAACUCAAUUUGUGUUACAGAUCUCUUGGACCUGCUUUUUCCUUUAAUAUUUGAUUUGUAGAUAUUUUAAUAUAUUGUUUAUUUAGAAGCCCUAAGGAAACCAAAGUUGAUAGAACAUUUUUAAAGAUAUAACUACUUAAAACUGGAAACCACUUUGUCAGUUUCACGUAUUUUUCUUAAUCUUAUGUAAUAAAAAAUGUGAAGGUUUUUCUUACAAAUAUAUCACAUAGCAUAUUUUUAAGGAAGCGUCAAAUGAUUAUUAGAAACCAUCCCCAUCUUUUCUGCUAAGGUAGUGAGGUAAUUAAAAUCAAUGGCCUGUGAAAAUAUCAGGUGUGAAAAGGUUUUUGUUUUUUUUUUUUUUCUCAAAAUGAAAGUUCAAGCUACUGUAUACUCUGUGUGAUCAGGAUAUGAGACAGGCAGAUAAAAUCAUGCCUACUUUAAUAUUUUACA